AAAAAGUCCAAGAGGAUAGAAGAGAGACCCGAUCCCGAUCCCGAUUCCUCGAGAGUCCUUAGAAAACGAAAACAACACAACACAACCAACGAUUGAACCAACUUGCAAAACCCCCCAAAUUGUCGUCUUCUUUCCUCCCCCUUGUUUUUUACCCUUCCUACAAUCGUUUCUAAACAUUUAUUCAAUUCUAAUUCAAAUUUCGUUGGAAUCAUUUCUAAAAUCGGUACAGUGAAAACAAACAUUGUUAAAAAAGGGAAAUACGAUUUUCCUCGAUACCAUUGUAAUAAAUCGGGGGAAAGAAGGAUUACUUUCAAAUACGUAUUUACGUAUCUAAAUACAUAUGGUACGUGUACGUGUACGUGUGUGCGUCUAUCCUGUGUGAAAGCAUAAAUCUAAUAAUGCACGCGUGCUGCUGCACCACUUGUCGUGUUUCUUACGUGCGUUUGAAUUCUCAUGUGUCAAAAUUUGUUCUGCGUUAAUCAAAAGAAAUUUGUCGUUGUUCGUUUAUCGUGAAGUGUUGAUUGUCAUAAAGAAAUACAAGGAAUAAUGAUUCUUCAUCUUUGAUGAAUUACGAGAAACAUUUGUUUUAAACGUUGAACUAACAAAAAAAAAGCAUUUUUUAGUUUCGUUGAUAGAAGAAAAAACAGAACAAAAAGCAAACCCAGUGGAAAAUGUUAUGUGACGUUUAGUGGAUCUUAAUAGAAAAUAUUACGAACGCAUAAUUGUUGUUUUUUUUUUCUUCUUAUUUCUUAGUUUCGUCCUAAAUGUGCGUAUUAUAAAAAAAAAAAAAAAAAAAGAAGGAAGAGAAAUAAUGUGAAACUGUUCGGUUAAAAAAUUGUUCUUGUGCGUUAUGGGAAAUUAAUCAUGAUGGUGAUCGAUUGGAAUUGGAAGAGGAUCGUUUCGAUGAUGCUCUUCGUCAAUGUUUUUUUUUUUCGAGAACCUGUCAUCUCAAUCAUCACGAAUAAAUGUAACUCGUCGUCGAGGAUGAGAUAGGAUAGAAGAUGACUGAAAAAAUGACGACGUGAGAAAGGAGAAGAGCUUUUUAAACAAAAACAAGCAUUUAAUUUAGGAAAAGUAUUAAGGCGGCUAGGGUAGGAAGAAGGGAAGAAGUUAAAGAAAAAAAAAGAUGGGGUCUUUGCCGAAUUUGCACGAGUUGUCGAAGGAGAAACUCGAAAGUCCUGUUUACAGGCCAGUUCCAAUCAGUGGAUUAGGAUUAAUGAGAUUACCCGCUCAAGCACCACCAUUGGCACAUACCCAUCGUCGUGCUAGAAGCAGCGGAAAUCAUCAUACCACUACUUUGUGGGACAACGACGCCAUGUUGGAGCAUAUGGCAGCGUAUUCACCGAUCUCUUGUCGCUCGGCGAGGACAUCCGCAGCGUUGUCUUGGAGACGACGAGAUUCGAUGAAUUCUUCGGCAGGUGCAUCGUCGGUUCGUCGUUUGAUAGCAGCUGUUAGAACAGCUCCAUCCGGACCACGUCCAGCAAAGAAAACAAUUUUGAGGCAUUGCGCAGCCCUGUUGUUGGGACACGCGACCUGUUCAGCCGCCAUCUUGCCAAUUUUUCCACUCCAAGCUGGUCUCGGAGCAUUCAAUCCUCACCUCGGUCCAAUAUUAUUGGCUCUGUUGUAUUUGACCGCGGCUAUCACCGCUUGUUUCGCGCCGAUUAUUCUACAAAAGAUCGGCACGAAUCUGGCCAUCAUUGUUAAUCAUUUAGUAACAACAAUUUUCGUCGGUGUUCACUUGUAUCCAAAGUGGUACGUUUUAUUACCAAGCUACGCCAUUUUGGGUGCCUGCGUCAGUCCAAGUUUUUUGGCAAGGACCUCGCACGUCAACAUAUCGGCCACCAGUUUAGCUUUGGUCUGUGCCGAUCCUGAAGAUUCGGACGAGACCAGACGCGAUUGUCUAUUGAGAAGACUCAACAGAUAUAUCAAACUCGCCGAAGAUGCCGGUCUUGCGAUAGGUUGUCUGAUCGCGGCACUAUUGGUCAAAUUUACGGACUCGGUGUUACCUAACAUAUCGCAAACCGAGAUCGAGGAUGUUUGCGGAGCCGAGUAUUGUCCCGAGGAGACCUAUUUCCACAACGAAAGUCUCUAUUUACCAACUAUCUCGGAUAACACUUCGAAAAUGUUGAUAAGUAUAUGGUUCGGCUUUGCCGUAUUAGGAAUGAGCAUAUCUUGUGCUUUCCUCGAUUCGAGGAUGAAGGAACCCCAAAGUACAAACGACAGAAUUAGCUCACGUAACAUAUUCAAAUCCGUCAAGUGCGCCUUUCAAGAUCCGAAGUUGCAAUUAGCGGCGCCAUUGACACUGUUCAUCGGCCUCGAGCAAGGUUUCAUUUACGCCGACUUCACUGAAGCAUACGUGGCUUGUGCCCUUGGCGGAGCUGGCACCGUAACCGUCAGUUUUCUCAGCUUAGCUGUCCUCCAGGCACUUGCUGGAGCAACCCUUUCCAUGUUACUCAGGCACAUCAAGAGAUAUUUUGUCGUAGUCGUGGGUUUCGCCUUUCAUGCCUGUUUGUUACUCGUUCUGGUCGUUUGGAGACCAGCUGGCGACGAUCCAGCACUUUUCCAUGUUAUAUCAGCCGCCUGGGGAGUAUGUAACUCCAUCUGGGAAACUUUAAUAUAUACAUUAGUAUUAGGUCUCUAUCCAAAUUCUUGGCAAGGUCCGUUAUCAACGUCGUUAUUUUGGAGAUGGUUAGGACUAUCAUUAGCGUUGGGUCUUCAUGGUUUGGUUUGCACCCGAAUCCGUGUGCUAGGAUUGGCGUGUAUGUUGUUGCUAUCGGUCGUGCCUUACGUUUGGUUAGAAAUUAGAUUAUCUAAACGUGGCAAAAGUUUGGCACCGUUGUGACCAAUCGAAUCAACGGCCAGCGAUCGUGGAUCAACAACGAUCGAGGUCGAAGGAAGGCACAGAUCGGACUGAGGUAGAAUCGUUCCAUCCAGUUUAAAACCAAUCAGAAGAAGAAGGAGCAGCAGUGGCCGACAUAAAAGCAGCCCGGUUACGGAAUACGCGACUUUUACCGCGAAAGGAGGCAAAUCUUCAAGAAAAAGAGCAAACAGUGUUGCGUUCGCUUGUCAAACUACUACUACUACUACUACUACAAUGAAAACAACUACGAUUAUUAAUACGACCAACGAGGACGCGAUUCUUCCCCAUCCAAUUAAAGUUGAACAAGAACGUAAGAGUAGUAGUAACGAUAUAGAAAUCGUUAACGACGAACCAAAAUGCACCAUUUUCUCAUUAUCCUGAGAUGAUAACCUCAAAUCUUUCACACCACACUACGACCAUUUAUUCUUCAAAUAUUUCUCACAAAAUUCUGCUGGUCCUUAUUUUUCUCGAGUAAAUGAUAUAUAUAUAUUAUCCUCGUUCACGCGGAGACGAAUUCUCGUUCGAUUAACUUCACCCCCACCCCCUCAGCUCCCUUGUCACCCUGUUUCCUCAUUCGAUUUAUCUAGCGUUCUUAAACACGUCUAACAUACUCGAAUGUAUUUUUAUUUUCUCAAAUGAGUAUCAAGAAGUAUGGUUCAUUCUAUAUUACAUACUGCAAAUUUGUAAUAUAAGCCAAAAAGAAAAAAACCAAAUUCAACAUAGGGUUUCUUUCUCCCCACUUCCAGAUACUUAUUCUAUUCUUUUCAACUUUGCGUUUUCUUUUUUUCUUUUCUUUUUUUUUUACCUACAAAGAAGAUACAAAAAGAUAUAUUGUAUAAUAGUAUACGAGAGAAUUUGGCGGGGGAUUAAUCGUGAUCCAAAGAUAAAUAAUUUAAGACAUUAUUACAAUUUUGAUUUCAACAAUUUGAUUUCAACAAUUUGAUUUCAUUGACAAUCGUGAUUUUGAGCGUGAAUUGUUUUUGUUUUUUUUUUAAAUACAAGAACGCACAUGUCGAUAUUAUGUCGGACGUGAUUGGUCAUUGCUCUUACUUGCAGAUAAAAUCAAAAAAAGACAAAAAACAAAACGAAAAUCGUGGGAUAAAAAGAACAUUUAAUGAUCAAACGACGAAGUAAGAAUAAUUCGUAUAGAAUAAUUCAAAAAUAAUCCUCACAACCUCUACCUCUUUUGUAAUACUGUAAAGCGAUGAAUUAAAAUAUUUUGUUUAAACGAACGAGCACUCGACUCCUCCUCCUCCUCUUCCACCUCCUCCUCAAGGUCGACCUACGAGUGCAACGAAAAGACUCCCCCCAUACCGCGUCAUCGCGUAAUAUUUAAUAAAUGCUGGAUGGAACGAAAAUAUUAAUUAAUUAGGAUUGAAUUCCGAGCCGAAAUAACAAACACAGUUAUUCCCGCACCGACAACACCCCACACCCCACCCCCGUGUUUUUAUCUCUCAUUAUCAGCUUAUAAUCGAGCUAACCGAAUAAACGAGAGCUCGCGUAAGAUUUUACUAUAUUUUAAUUGAAUACGUUGGGAAAAUAAUAGUCAAGGAAUAAUAAACGUUUUCACGCGGCCAAUAUUUUUCCUUCUUCCCCACUCCCCCUCCCGUACCCCCGUACCAUUCGCCACGGCUCCUGAGAGAAAAGAAAAAAUAAAAACACGUUCAUAGGCUGGCUUACUAGCUAGCUAGUUGUAUAUAUAUAACAAACAAAAAAUUAUUUCGAAUCCAUUUUCACAAAUAUAAAUAUUUUCACGGAAAACACGUGCCGAGAUAUGUGCACGAUUUAAAAAUGCUAUCCGUACCCUGACGUCUUUCAAAUCUAUUAAAUCGACUUGUAUAAAAAAAAAAAAAGAAUAAAAAAAAAAGAAAAGAGAAAUAAUAUUAACGAACGGAACAAAUUAAACCGUUUUCAUUGCAAUCUCUACAAAACUCGCUCAUUAUAAUCUAUAUAUAUAUAUACAUAUAUAUAUAAGUAUAAGGUGGUAUGAAAAAUUUGUUUGCAACUGGAUUUCAUUGUGGUUGGAAGAUUUAAAAAAAACAAUGCAAGAAGAUUACUCGUCUUUUAUUUAUUUUUUUUUUUUUUUCAAAAAUAUUAACGUUUUCUAAUUUUCUUUUUUCGCGUUUAACUUUUGGUCAACUAAUUGUAAGGCAAUGCGGGUGAAUCCAAAAAAAAAAGAACAGAAGGAUAAGAAAACAUCGACAGGUAGCAUUUAGUUUUUAUUCACGAUUAAUGAAGAAAUAUAAAAAUGCAUCAAACUUAGAUCAUAAUCGAAGAUAAGUGAUAAAAACUCGUUCAUACGCGUCUUCCCAAACUGCAAACAAAUUGUUCAAAACAACCAAUAACUUACCUUCAUACAAUUUGUCACGAAUCGUAUCUAUUAAUUCAUUGAAAAUAUAUAUAUAUAUAUACGGAAGAAAAAUGAAAAAAAACAGAAAUAAAAACAACCAACAACAAAAUGAUAGAAUAACAAAUGUGAUUUUCGAUAUUACGAAUUUUAUAUUUUUAACGUUCUUUCGUUUGUGUUUCCUAUAAAAGUGGGAAUAAUAAUAUAUGCACGGGAAAAGGAAAAAAAAAAAAAAAAAGAAUCCAUACGAUAUCAGAUAUAAAAUGACUUCUCUUAUUCAAUAACCACUUUCUAUUCAAAAAACGACUAAUCAUCGUUGCUGCUAUCACGAUUAAAUUAUGAUGAUAAUGUAAAACGUACGUACUUCUUAAUGUUUCGUCUGUUGUAAUGAGAAAUACGAUACAUAUAUCGAAAGAAUGAUGAUGAUGAUGAUGAUGAUGAUGA
Molecule: messenger RNA, 5651 nt
Organism: Polistes canadensis
Lineage: Eukaryota; Metazoa; Arthropoda; Insecta; Hymenoptera; Vespidae
Product: protein unc-93 homolog A
Exons: 8
Coding region: 1127-2842 (571 amino acids)
Biological process (GO): regulation of potassium ion transport; regulation of muscle contraction
Cellular component (GO): plasma membrane; striated muscle dense body
Molecular function (GO): potassium channel regulator activity
Source: RefSeq, a predicted model, not a curated record